Molecule: messenger RNA, 1173 nt
Organism: Ornithodoros turicata
Lineage: Eukaryota; Metazoa; Arthropoda; Arachnida; Ixodida; Argasidae
Product: adrenocorticotropic hormone receptor-like
Exons: 1
Coding region: 21-1091 (356 amino acids)
Biological process (GO): regulation of metabolic process; adenylate cyclase-activating G protein-coupled receptor signaling pathway
Cellular component (GO): plasma membrane; cytoplasm
Molecular function (GO): G protein-coupled receptor activity
Source: RefSeq, a predicted model, not a curated record
UCCGCGCACUCCUCGACGGUAUGGAGCACAACACCACGGAAGCAGCUUUCGAUGGGACCCGGAGGAGCGUGUACGCACUGGCAGUGCCGGCGCUCCUUCUGGGAUGCUUCCUCUCAUUCAUCUUCAACGCCGGCGUCCUGCUCUCUGUUCGGUGGCUGCGACGUGUCCUGUCUCCAACGCUGUGCUUCAGUCUCUCCCUUACCUUCGCGGACGCUUACUCCUCCCUUCUGCUCGGGACGGGUCUCUUCGUCAACAGUUACCUUCCGUCCCACGGAGUCUCGCUCGGUCCCAAAGAGGACUGCUUCCGUCUGGGGCUGGAAGCCUUCCGUCUGUCGGGACUCCUGGUGUCUGCCCUGCACCUUCUAGCCCUCGCCGUCAACCACUACUUGGGGAUCUUGAGGCCCCUUCAUUACGCUUCUACGGUGACGAGAAGAACGUGCGAACUUGUCAUCGGCUUCCUGUGGAUUGGGCCGAUAGUUUUCUUCUUGGUGUACUUCUCCGUGGUUCCCGGGGAAGGUUUUCAGUCCGAGAACUGUUCGAAAGUAGGCUUCUUUCGUCGCAGCCCUUUCAGCGUUACUCUGUCAUCGCUGUUCGCGUUGCCCCUUCUCUUUAUGAUGUUCAUCUAUUGUCACAUCUACGUUGUAAUUCGGCACCAUCGUUACGGAGUUAUUCAGAUGGCGUCGUCUAGGCACCUUCGUCGUAACGUGAAAGCAGUCCGUACAACACUGUGCAUCCUCGGAACGUACAUCGCCUGCUGGAUGCCUGCUGUGGUGUUCUUCGUGCUCACUUGUGUUGAGUGUCCGUACCCUAUCACGGAAGUGCCUAUGGAUGUUCGUGUCUCUCUCGGCAUAUCAACCAAUGCACUGAUCAUAGUCAAAGCACUUGUGGAUCCGUUCAUCUACGCGGCCAGGAUGCCCGAGGUGAAAGACGCCGUGCUUAAGAUGAUCCACUGCCAUCCAGUGCCGAAGACUGCCAACUGUAAGCGCUCGUGUUUGGUGACGAGGACGGAUACGUUGACGUCCAGCCUAAGGUUAAUGUACAUGAGAAGGGGAUCGAGCUUGAAGACGAGAACAGAAACCUUUCGCUGCUGAAUGUUAUGGAAACGUUAAAACGACUUUCUCGCUGAGACUUUAGUGCGUUAUUUAUACUGUGCAGUGCGGAGGACCAGUCGAC